CCGCAGGCAUGCAUUGAGAACCCGAUAGGAUCAGCACCACUUGGUUGUGGUUCUGGGAGACUAUAGUGAUUGUUGAGUCGAACGGUAUAUCCGGGAAGUAACAGCCACACUUCACAAAAUGGCGACAGACUACUUCUCGGACAACGACGCUUACUUUACAAAUCAACCCCUACCACCGCCUUCCGAUACCCCGUAUUCUUCGCUAUCUCGAAGAACUUCCCGCUAUGGAACUCCCUUGGGCGAGAGCGCAGGCUCACCGGUGCCGCUGCCACCGGAUGGCCAGAAUAACAGGGAGAACGGGACCAACGAUGAGGAUGUGUCUAUCCUUGAUCCAAGACGAUUCACGCCAACCUUGCACGCAUCGCUAGUGUCUGAGAUCCUCAACCUCAGACGUGAACUAGAUUCGAAGCACAAGUUCAUCGAGGACUUGGAAACAAGCCUCCACACAGUGCGAAACGAGAACGAUGCGCUCACGGAUCAGCUAUCUACAAGUACAAAAGAGAGCCGGACGGUGAAACGCCAGCUGCAGCAACUUGAGAAUGGCACGCUCUCGGCGCUUGAAGAAAUCGCUGGCGAGAGAGAUAAGAUGAAGGAAGCGAACGCUGAUCUUCGCGAGAGGCUUGAGACAACGCAAAAGAAGCUACGAAGCCAGGAAGAUGACUCGACCCGUGUUCACGACAUGUGGGCGCGCGAAAAGGAGAUCUGGGCUGGCGAGAAGCGCUCCCUCGAACGACGUGUACAUAUCUCGGAGAGUCGACUAAAGGUGCUGCUAGACGAGAUUGCCAUACAAGAGGCGGCACAAGAAGAAGCCGAUCUCGAGAGCGAGAGCGAAGACUUUCACCGGGACAGUGGAGUGGGACCAGAAAGUGAUGCGGGCAGCGUACGCUCAUCACCGCAACGGAGGCCCUCCACGCGAAUCGCCCGACACUCCAGGAACCUCAGUAACAGCAGCUACCGAAGCAUCGGUCGCAACUACCGAAUGUCACUAAUGAGCGGGACUGGCUCUGAAGGACACGGCCGUGCCAAUGGGGUCUGCCUAGCUGACGAGUUGGUGUUUGAUGAGGAAGAGGAGGACUUGGGUGAGCUAGAGCUUGAUUCUGACGACUUCCCGGAGAACGAGAUGAGGGCGAGAAGAGCACUCGAAUCGCGGCAAUCGAUGUGUCAAGACGAAAAGGCAAAACGUAUCCUAGGGCUCAGUAUCGAAAGCCAACAGGGCAACAGGGAUAGCCUGCCUGCGGUAAUGGAAAAUGAGCCACCGAAUCCAGUCUACGAAUCGGCGAAGUCCUCGAUGAGCAUCACUCCCCAAGAAAUCACGCUGGUCUUCCCUCCUCCAAAGCCGCAACCCGUCGAGGUCAAACCACACUAUGUCGACACCGGUGUGCAACCGUCUCCGCCACCAUCUCCUGUACGACCCCAGACAUCAGAGUCGUCUACAGCACUGAAACCUACUGAGAUAACAUCGGCGAGCCCAGAAGUCGAAGCGAACCAGCGCCGGAAGCGGGUAUCUGCACCUGCCGGUGUCUCCACUCAAUAUUUGCCGGGUACUGCCGUUCCUCCCUUGAUGACCUCGACGUCGUCGCAGACUGUUGAGCAACCAUUGAGUCCUCCUGCAACUCCCAAAAUCGUAAUUCCCACUUCGCAGACACCGAUAUCUCCAAUUUUCAAAGCCGAAGUUGCGUCCGUAUCGACCCAGACGGAACAACUCGAAGAGCCGGAGGCAAAGCCGGUCGAACCAAAACGUGCGCCUCCUCCAGUACCGAUUUCUAUUCCGUCGAUUGCCAUCCACGCUCCAACCUCGGCCCCUCCUUCGCCCAAGGAACCGAUCCUGCCGCCAGGGACGAAGAGCAUCUCAACACAGACAACCGGCGACAUGAGCUCGUCAGUGCGCUCAACAGGCAUGCAAACCGAGCCGAUUAGGAUAGACAAGCGGCCCGUCAAGCUACCUCCUCAUCUUCUGCCGUCCGCUAUUAGUUCUAAGCCUAGCACACCUGAACCAGGGCAAGAGAGGCCAGCGCCCAGCGGAUUUAAUAGGAAGGAUUCCCAUCAGGCUGUGUCUAGUGCACCGGAGAAGACAACCGCAGUACCAUCUGCCCGUCAAGAUCUCAUGGCAUUGCUUGAGAAAACCACCGACAGGAAGGUUGAAGACCGUUAUCCUGGCAACAAUGAUAACGGUCCCCUCGGACGCGAUAAAGAAAGCAGCCUAAGCAGGCCGUUCAGAACAAGCAGCCUGUUUGCUGGUUUCGACGGACCUUCGUCCGAUGAGGAAGACCACGAUGCGGAGCUUAGUGACGAAGAGGAGUACAGGGCUCCCCAGUACUCGACGCCGAUGCUUUCUUCGCGGAAUCUCAAGAACGGACGAGUGUUCAACAACCCCCCAACUCCGGUCCCAGAGGACAAAGAAGUCGUAUCAACCUCUCGGCCUUCUGAAGACUCAGUGAACUCUGGGCGGAUGCUCUCAAACCGUAACUCCCUCGAGAAACCUGCCAAGGUCGGAAAGCCAUUACGAAACUCUCUCAGUCGCCAGCCCAGCAUUCGGAGGUCUGCCAUGAUCCAGAACGGAACAGCCGCGCAUAUGCGUUCUCGAAGCCCCAGUUUCGGAAGCCACGGCUCGAGCACAUAUAUGGCGAAGCCUCCUUUCCCCGUACCCACGCGCUCAAGCUCUCGCAAGAUUCCGCUCAGCAAGAGCGAGGGUUCGCAGAGUCCAACGCCGCGCAACAGCGGUGGCUUUGGAGGCCGACGCCCAUAUGGCACAAGACAGCAUCAGCGCAAGGACAGUCUGCGAAAGGUGCGAUCGGCCGCAGUCAUUCAGAAGACUGGUCGCUCUCGGAGCCGAUCUCCUCCACUCCCCGCUACUCCUGUUAUGCCUGAAAGUCCUGCAGUCCCACCCCUGCCGAAUGAUCUUGUCACUGGCCAAGGAUUCGGACACCGACACCAGCUGUCAACUAACACCACACACACGGGCAGCGGCUCCAUCGGCAGCGUCGGGUACCAGACCAGUGUCGUGGAUGCUAUUGCAGCUACGAUGGUGGGUGAAUGGAUGUGGAAGUAUGUGCGGAAGAGGAAGACAUUCGGCGCAGCAGAGUCGCCUGCAGACAUUGCUCGCGCGGAAGAGAAUGCCGUAUUGACAAGCAACGGUGUGCGACACAAACGUUGGGUUUGGAUCUCCCCGUAUGAGCGCUCAGUGCUAUGGAGCAGCAAACAACCAACAUCCGGGUCAGCGCUUCUGGGCAAGAGCGGUCGCAAGCUCACGAUCCAAUCUGUCCUAGAUGUCGCCGAUAACACACCUAUUCCCAGGAAUGCCGGGACACAAGCCCUGUUCAACCGAUCCAUCUUGAUUUUAACGCCGGCACGAGCACUCAAGUUCACCACCGCGUCGCGGGAACGCCACUACCUCUGGCUCACAGCGUUGUCUUUCUUAGCUCACUCAAGCUCUCCUAUUCCGGAUCUUGGGCCCAUGCCACCUGCACCUCCGCCUACCGAGGAGUUACCUCAGCGCUCCACAGGAGCGACGCUGCGCCGCUCCCACGUUCGCGAUUCGGUCCGCCUCGCCAAGGGGAAAGCAAAUACUGUGGCACAGCGAUUCCCGAGCCAAGCCGAGCCGAUGCCAGACUUUCAUAUGGGAUCCCGCGUCGAGAGGCCUCUUCCCGAUUCAGCAGACCCGCCCACCAUUCCACGCGGUCCAGUUCAUGGCCGGAAGCGAAGCUCAACCGGACCUAGCGCUCCUCCGCCAAACGUUCCUUAUCGAAGCUUCUCGCAUCAGCACGUCCCGUCUCUCUACUCCACCACCGAAUCGGACAUGUACAGCAGCAGGCAGCCCCCUUCCGUGCCGUCAUCAGUAUACAACCCACACAGCGCCAUCCAAAGCUCCAGGACAUCAGAAGCCAGCACGUCUACUCGCCAACAUUUCUUCGAUACCAUGGGUACCGUCCGAAUGGAAGCAUUCAUCGACGACUCUCUAGGCAAAGACCCCACGCACCGUGCCGGCUCCGCAGCCAACCUUCGCAUGGGCAGGCGCCGCGGCAACAGCCAAUGGAGCGGUAGCACCAACGACCAUCGUCGCUCGGGUGGCGUCUACGAAGACUUCAUGAUGACCGAUCCCUUCCGUGGCUUCUAGAUGACCUGUACGGAUGCGCCUAUCGCGUACGAUGCAUGAGCAUGUGUUAUGGCUGUCGCUUCAUUCAGGCUUCGCGCCGUGUUUCAGAAUGUCGCUGCUCUGUCUUUCCCUCUCCGAUCUCCUUUGUCUGGCAAAAAGUCACGGUAUGGAUAUGCCGGCCACGUUUAGAUGUGUACAUGUGGCAUUGGCCAAGUGGCCGUCCCUUCAUUUUGGAUCUCCUAGUCCUUUACUUCUCUUCUCUUCUCCUCUUCUUUCUCUCCUUUACUUCUAAUAGG
This is a messenger RNA of Trematosphaeria pertusa, 4389 nucleotides long. RefSeq lists its product as uncharacterized. Gene Ontology annotation, biological process: microtubule cytoskeleton organization; dynein-driven meiotic oscillatory nuclear movement; maintenance of protein location in cell cortex. The record is from RefSeq and is a predicted model, not a curated record. The transcript is spliced from 2 exons. Gene Ontology annotation, cellular component: mitochondrion; cell cortex. The coding region runs from base 119 to 4114 and encodes 1331 amino acids. NCBI's taxonomy places the organism in Eukaryota, Fungi, Ascomycota, Dothideomycetes, Pleosporales, Trematosphaeriaceae. Gene Ontology annotation, molecular function: phospholipid binding; tubulin binding.